Lagopus muta (rock ptarmigan) is the source of this 1160-nucleotide messenger RNA. RefSeq names its product hes family bHLH transcription factor 1 (gene HES1). Lineage: Eukaryota; Metazoa; Chordata; Aves; Galliformes; Phasianidae. Gene Ontology annotation, molecular function: RNA polymerase II cis-regulatory region sequence-specific DNA binding; protein dimerization activity; DNA-binding transcription factor activity, RNA polymerase II-specific. Gene Ontology annotation, biological process: regulation of transcription by RNA polymerase II; regulation of neurogenesis; Notch signaling pathway. The record is from RefSeq and is a predicted model, not a curated record. Gene Ontology annotation, cellular component: nucleus. Bases 119 to 892 code for a protein of 257 amino acids. The transcript has 4 exons.
CUCCCACCCGCCGCCCGCACGGGGCUCCGCGCCCGCCCGCCCCCGCGGGGCCGCCCUCCCGCUGCCGCUCUCCCGCUGCCGUGCCGCGUUGUGCCGCGGUGGCUGGCGCUGCCGCACCAUGCCUGCCGACCUGAUGGAGAAGAGCAGCGCCUCGCCGGUGGCCGCCACCCCCGCCAGCAUCAACGCGACGCCCGACAAGCCCAAAACGGCGGCGGAACACCGGAAGUCCUCCAAACCCAUCAUGGAGAAGCGGCGGCGGGCGCGCAUCAACGAGAGCCUGGGGCAGCUGAAGACGCUGAUCCUGGACGCGCUGAAGAAGGAUAGCUCGCGGCACUCCAAGCUGGAGAAGGCCGACAUCCUGGAGAUGACCGUCAAGCACCUGCGGAGCCUGCAGCGGGCGCAGAUGACCGCUGCGCUGAGCACAGACCCUACAGUGCUGGGCAAGUACCGCGCAGGCUUCAGCGAGUGCAUGAAUGAAGUGACGCGGUUCCUCUCCACCUGCGAAGGUGUCAACACUGAGGUGCGCACCCGGCUCCUGGGCCACCUGGCCAGCUGCAUGACCCAGAUCAACGCCAUCAACUACCCUGUGCCGCCUCCGCCGUUGCCACCGCCACCCGCAGCCUUCGGGCCACCCCUGGUGCCGCCAGGUGGAGGUGCAGGGCCGCUCCCAGCUGUACCCUGCAAGCCAGGUUCUGAUGCAGCCAAGGUUUACGGUGGCUUCCAGCUGCUGCCUGCCUCUGACGGGCAGUUCGCCUUCCUCAUCCCCAGCGCUGCUUUCGCUCCCGGCGGGGCUGUGCUGCCCCUCUAUGGCGGUCCACCCACGGCUGCCACUGCCGCCUCGCCCCCUGGCCCCUCACCCGGCACCGCUGACUCGGUCUGGAGGCCCUGGUGAGGGUGCCAGGCACCGGACUGGACUGAGCACCGCGCCCCGUGCUGCUGGCACGGUUGUACAUAGGUUAUACGUUCAUAUUGGAUUGUGCCUUUGUACCAUAGCACUCCCUCCAACAGUGUUUCGUGUUUUACACGAGAUCUUUUUUCUCCCCUUCCUUUCCCUUCCUUAUGUGACACCAAAGAUCGGGAUUUUUUUUUUUUUUUUUUUUUUUUAAUACUCUUAAAAUAAAAGAGUCUCUUCUGUUUUGGAAGGCUUUUGGAGAUACCUG